This is a messenger RNA of Lactuca sativa (garden lettuce), 3442 nucleotides long. RefSeq names its product phosphoenolpyruvate carboxylase 2. Lineage: Eukaryota; Viridiplantae; Streptophyta; Magnoliopsida; Asterales; Asteraceae. Gene Ontology annotation, cellular component: chloroplast; cytosol; apoplast. Gene Ontology annotation, molecular function: phosphoenolpyruvate carboxylase activity. Gene Ontology annotation, biological process: tricarboxylic acid cycle; carbon fixation; leaf development. The record is from RefSeq and is a predicted model, not a curated record.
GCAGGGGAGUUACUUUAUUGUUGCUACUUGCAACUAUAAACCUCAGUGUUCAUAGUUCCUCUAUAUAUACCCAAUCCCAAAUCCAUAUUAUUUAGGUCACAAACACUCCAAAAAAACCCCUCUUUCUGUCUAAUCGAUAUUGACUUCGAUUCUUCAGGACUGGUGGGAAAUUGAAAAGGCUUUGUGUAAUGGCUAAUCGGAACUUGGAGAAAUUGGCAUCGAUUGAUGCUCAGUUGAGGCUUUUAGUUCCUGGAAAAGUUUCUGAGGAUGAUAAGCUUAUUGAGUAUGAUGCCUUGCUUUUGGAUAAGUUUCUCGACAUUCUUCAGGAUUUACAUGGAGAGGAUCUCAAGGAAACGGUUCAAGAAUGCUACGAGCUUUCUGCUGAGUAUGAAGGAAAGCGUGACCCAAAGAAGCUUGAGGAACUUGGAAGUGUGCUCACAAGCUUAGAUCCAGGGGACUCCAUUGUCAUCGCAAAAGCUUUCUCUCACAUGCUUAACUUAGCAAAUCUGGCAGAAGAGGUCCAGAUUGCUUACAGACGCAGGAUCAAGCUGAAGAAGGGUGACUUUGCUGAUGAAGCUAAUGCAACAACUGAAUCCGACAUUGAAGAAACUUUCAAGAGACUUGUGCAUCAGCUUAAGAAGUCACCUGAAGAGGUUUUUGACGCACUCAAGAAUCAAACAGUUGACUUGGUCUUGACUGCUCAUCCCACUCAAUCAGUCCGCAGAUCUUUGCUUCAGAAGCAUGGAAGGAUUCGUGACUGUUUGGCUCAGUUAUAUACCAAAGACAUUACCCCUGAUGAUAAACAAGAACUGGAUGAAGCUUUACAUAGAGAAAUUCAAGCUGCUUUUCGUACAGAUGAAAUCAGAAGGACCCCACCAACUCCACAAGAUGAAAUGAGAGCUGGAAUGAGUUACUUCCAUGAAACAAUCUGGAAAGGUGUCCCUAAAUUCUUAAGACGUGUUGACACUGCUCUUAAGAACAUUGGAAUCAAUGAGCGAGUUCCCUAUAAUGCCCCUCUGAUUCAGUUCUCUUCAUGGAUGGGUGGUGAUCGUGAUGGAAAUCCCAGGGUUACCCCUGAGGUAACCAGAGAUGUUUGCUUGCUUGCAAGAAUGAUGGCUGCAAACAUGUACUUUUCCCAGAUUGAAGAUCUAAUGUUCGAGAUGUCUAUGUGGCGUUGUAAUGAUGAACUUCGUGUUCGGGCAGAAGAACUGUAUAAAUCAGCAAGGAGAGAUGUGAAGCAUUACAUAGAGUUCUGGAAACAGGUACCUCCAACUGAACCUUAUCGUGUGAUUCUUGGUGAUGUAAGAGACAUGUUAUAUAAAACUCGUGAAAGAUCUCGCCAUCUUUUAGCCCAUGGGAAAUCUGAGAUCCCAGAAGAAGCAGUUUACACCAAUGUUGAACAGUUCUUGGAACCCCUUGAGCUAUGCUACCGAUCGCUAUGCGCGUGUGGCGACCGUGUAAUCGCAGACGGGAGUCUCCUCGACUUCCUCCGCCAGGUGUCAACAUUCGGUCUGUCCUUAGUCAAACUCGACAUCCGCCAAGAAUCCGACCGCCACACAGACGUCCUCGACGCGAUCACCCAACAUCUAGAAAUCGGGUCCUACCGCGAAUGGUCCGAAGAGAAACGCCAAGAAUGGCUCCUCGCGGAGCUUUCCGGAAAGCGUCCCCUCUUCGGCGCCGACCUUCCAAAAACCGAAGAAAUCGCCGACGUCCUCGACACCUUCCACGUCAUCGCGGAACUCCCAUCCGACUGCUUCGGCGCUUACAUCAUCUCCAUGGCCACGUCACCAUCCGACGUGUUAGCAGUCGAGCUUCUCCAACGCGAGUGCCACGUCAGCAAACCGCUACGUGUGGUCCCGCUUUUCGAAAAGCUCGACGAUCUCGAAGCGGCCCCCGCAGCCGUUGCGCGCCUCUUCUCGAUCGAAUGGUAUAAGAAUCGGAUUGACGGGAAACAGGAAGUGAUGAUUGGGUAUUCCGAUUCCGGGAAGGAUGCCGGGCGGCUUUCGGCGGCAUGGCAGUUGUAUAAAGCGCAAGAGGAGCUUAUAAAGGUGGCGAAGGAGUUUGGGGUGAAGCUUACGAUGUUUCAUGGACGUGGUGGGACGGUUGGGCGAGGUGGUGGGCCCACGCAUCUUGCUAUUUUGUCUCAACCACCGGAGACGAUUCAUGGUAGUUUGAGAGUUACGGUUCAAGGGGAGGUUAUUGAGCAGUCGUUUGGUGAAGAACAUUUGUGUUUUAGGACGUUACAGAGAUUUUGCGCGGCGACACUCGAACACGGGAUGAACCCGCCGAUUUCACCGCGACCGGAAUGGCGUAAACUUAUGGAUGAGAUUGCGGUUUAUGCAACCGAACAGUAUCGCUCCAUUGUAUUCAAGGAACCACGCUUUGUCGAGUACUUCCGCCUUGCUACACCGGAAUUAGAAUACGGGCGUAUGAACAUCGGGAGUCGUCCAUCAAAGAGGAAACCAAGCGGAGGAAUAGAAUCACUCCGUGCAAUUCCAUGGAUCUUUGCCUGGACUCAAACCCGAUUCCAUCUCCCGGUUUGGCUCGGAUUCGGGGCGGCAUUCAAGCAUGCCAUUCAAAAGGACGGAAAGAAUCUUCAAAUGUUUCAAGAAAUGUACCAAAAAUGGCCCUUUUUUAGGGUCACUAUCGAUUUGGUUGAAAUGGUGUUCGCUAAAGGUGACCCCGGAAUCGCUGCACUAAAUGACAAACUACUUGUGUCUGAAGAUUUAUGGUCAUUUGGAGAAAUGUUGAGAGCAAAUUACGAAGAAACCAAAGCUCAUCUCCUCAAGAUUGCGGGACAUAAGGAUCUUCUUGAGGGUGACCCCUACUUGAAACAAAGACUUCGUCUGCGUGACUCGUACAUCACAACCCUAAACGUGUGUCAAGCAUACACACUAAAAAGAAUCCGUGACCCUAACUAUCAUGUCACAUUAAGACCUCAUAUCUCAAAGGAGUAUUCAGAGCCAAGUAAACCAGCUGAUGAACUUAUCCAUCUGAACCCAACAAGUGAGUAUGCACCGGGUCUUGAGGACACUUUGAUCUUGACCAUGAAGGGUAUUGCUGCUGGAAUGCAAAACACCGGUUAACUUAAUAAAUUAAUAAAUAAAUAAAUAAAUAAAUCGUGCUAUGCAAGUAGUAUCUAUCUUGUGUUUUUAUUUAAUGUUUUUGGACAUCGGAAAGGCGUUGCCAUGUUUAUGUGUAAUUUCUGAGUUUUUUUUUGUUGCUUUUUGUGGUGAACCGCUUUGUUAUGCUAUUUUCACUUGUUGAUGAUCUUUGAGUUGUGGAGUUGUACUGUAGGCAGUGUCGAUGGUACGAAUGAAUCAUUGUACACUUGAUUACAAGUGAUAAGUGAAGUGGUUAACUUGUUAUAUUGGUCUUUUCAUUGUACCGAUAUAUGUAUUGGAAUGAGCCAUGACUUUUUAAUAAAUGGUUUAAGUAAAAA